UUAAUAUCUAAUGCUUAUCGAACUUUAGUGUUUAAUGAUUUUGUUUUAAAAUUAAAAAUUAUGUUUGCGUUGAUUUGGUUUAAUAUAAUGACCUAUGCCUGAUAAAGUUUAUUUAUAUCAAGUGGGUUAGCUGAUGUUAUAUUAAGUAUGUUGAUUAAGCAGAAUUGGUCAGUGGGUAUCAAAUAAAUUCAAAUUUUUGGACAUAGCGUCCAUUUAAACCAUGAAGUACAAAAAUCAAAUAGAAGCGUUAUUAAAAAUUAUAAAAGAAAAAACACAUGAUAAACUUUCUCUAACGAACAAUUCUCGAACUGAAUUAUACAAUAGACUUUCUGUUUACCGACCAGAUUACGAUAAAGUUGUUUCAUGGUAUGAACGAGUGACUGGUUUAAGAGAAGUUCGAAUAGCUCAAGAUAGAGUAUUAGAAUCUCAAAAACAAUUUAUGAAAGCCCAAGAUAUAAGAAGAGAUGUAUCAGUAGAACUUAGAACAAUCCAAAAUAAAUUAAAAGAUAUUAGAAGUGAACUUUUAAAUACUUCCCGAUCAGAAGAUAGGUACAUUGAAUUAAUAACCCAAGAACAUGCUUUACUAAAACAAGAAAAUUCCAUUAUUGAUCGAGUUAACAUGAGUGAAAAAGAAGAAAGAGAUAGUUUUAUAUUGCUUUCCACCACAUUAAAGGAUAGUCAUGAUCGAGAACGAAUACAAGCUGAGAGAACGAAGUAUGUUUCUAUUGUUGGCUCAAUACUGGGUACCAUCAUAGGUAUAAUUGGAAGUACCGUAAUUAAUACAUGGAAAAUGAAUGAAUUCAAAAGAAUGGUUUUUGAUGCAAAGGUAGAUACAACAAAUUCAUUUAGAACCGAACAAAUAAAUAAUCUAAUACUUCAAAUGCAAAAGCAUAAUAAAAUAUUAGAAAAAUCGACUCACAAAUUAAACUCAGAGUUAGUUAAGAAAAUAGAGGCACCAAAUUGGAAAUAUAGUGAUCGUGAUAUUAUUAUUUUGACAGCUAUUAAUUGUUCUAUAAUUGUCUUGUCUACAUAUAUAGUGUCAAAAUUAUUUUAAAAAGUGUAUUUUAUUAUUGUUGAUUUUGUUUUAUUUCCUAAUAAAUAUUGUUUCCGUUAA
Messenger RNA from Sipha flava (yellow sugarcane aphid), 1114 nucleotides. RefSeq names its product coiled-coil domain-containing protein 51-like. Bases 221 to 1054 code for a protein of 277 amino acids. The record is from RefSeq and is a predicted model, not a curated record. Lineage: Eukaryota; Metazoa; Arthropoda; Insecta; Hemiptera; Aphididae. The transcript is spliced from 2 exons.